Molecule: messenger RNA, 1641 nt
Organism: Ipomoea triloba (trilobed morning glory)
Lineage: Eukaryota; Viridiplantae; Streptophyta; Magnoliopsida; Solanales; Convolvulaceae
Product: lipid phosphate phosphatase 2-like
Exons: 8
Coding region: 306-1277 (323 amino acids)
Biological process (GO): phospholipid metabolic process
Molecular function (GO): phosphatidate phosphatase activity
Source: RefSeq, a predicted model, not a curated record
CCUUGAGCUUCAAAAAAUUUCAAACACUGAACUUUGGGUCAUUGUCCGGUGCCACUGAUUGUGACCGAAAGAAGACCCACGGUCCAAACCCAUCUGUCCCUUUCGCCGAGUAUGCUUUUCAUUUCCACAAUCCACCUGGCUUAAGCUAUUGUAGAUUCGGUGAAAACCGUGGGUUUCUUAGUGUAAGACACCCUUCUCCUUGUCUCUCUCCAAUAAUUUGAAUUUCCAUAGCCAAAACCCUCUGUAAAACUCGGCCUUUUAGUUGCAUUGUGGACUUUCUUCUCCAGAUCUUUUCAGUAGAUAAAAUGCCACCACAGCUAGGUGCCCAAACAUUUCGAAGUCAUGGAAAAGAAAUUGCAAGGAUUCACAUGCAUGACUGGAUUAUUCUCUUCCUACUGCUGGUGAUAGAAGUAGUUUUAAAUGUAAUCGAACCAUUCCACCGUUUUGUUGGAGCUGACAUGAUGACGGACCUUAAGUACCCAAUGAAAGACAAUACCAUCCCCGUGUGGGCUGUUCCAAUUAUUGCAAUUAUAUUACCUUUCACUGUGAUGCUUGGUUUUUUCUUUCGUGGAACUGGAAGGAAUGUUUAUGAUCUGCACCAAGCUAUUUUAGGUCUUCUGUUUUCUGUACUCAUAACUGGAGUUAUUACUGAUGCAAUCAAAGAUGGUGUUGGUCGGCCUCGCCCAGACUUCUUCUGGCGUUGCUUUCCUGAUGGAAAAGGAGUGUUUGAUUCUGUAACUGGGAAUGUCAAGUGUACUGGAUUGAAAAAUGUAAUCAAAGAAGGACACAAAAGUUUUCCAAGUGGACAUACUUCUUGGUCAUUUGCUGGCCUUGGUUUUCUGUCAUGGUACUUAUCUGGGAAAAUCAAGGCCUUUGACCAACAAGGUCAUGCUGCCAAGCUAUGCAUUGUUGUCCUACCUUUACUGUUUGCAGCAUUAGUUGGAGUUUCACGAGUUGAUGAUUAUUGGCACCAUUGGCAAGACGUAUUUGCUGGAGGCUUUAUAGGGUUCACUGUUGCUUCAUUUUGUUACUUGCAAUUUUUUCCCCCACCAUAUGAUGUAAAUGGUUGUAUGCCACAUGUCCAUAAUGCAAGGAUGGGGGAGUCACGAAAUGGAACACAGCCCCCAAUAUACGACCAAAGCUGUAGUCUGGCUGUAAGGCAAACUGAACUUGAGAACGUAUAUGCCCGGUCUCAGCAUGGCUUGGCAAUAACAGAAUUCAAUGUCCCCGACUCGAGCCCCAUCUUGAGUGAUGUGGAGAGUGGAAGAAGAUAUUAAUGCCCAUGUUGACUGUAUAGCUCCCAAUAGAUAGCUCUUCCCUCUGGCGGUUGUGUCAAAUAUCUGCAACUAUUCUGAUUGAGAAAAUUCUAUGAAAGGUAAACUAGUCUGCUGCCAUUUUUACAUGCAACGGCUGUAAAUGAACCAUGGAUUAUGUUUUACUAGAAGACAGACACAGACAGUGAGUGACAGAACUAAUGUAGUAGCCAUGAUCUUUUGUGGGAAUAGUUUCUUGGUUUUUUUUUUGGUUUUUUUGUUUUUUUUGUUUUUUGUCUGGAUUGAAACAGAAUUGUCUUGAUUAGUUCUUUUGAAACUGUCAUGGAAUUGGCCAUUUGGUGUUGUGGCUAAACAGGCUUGUUCUGCU